CCAUACUGAUCCUUUCUUGUGGCUGAUGCUUUUGCCUCCUGUCUUUAUAGCCUCACAAAGCAACUCCUGCAGGACUCCACACCACAACCCUUGUGGAACCCUAAUCAGAAAAUGGAUCACCUUCCUCUCUUUCAGUUGUUGUCUUAUCUUGAGGUCUUGGAGGGUCUCAUACACAAGGAGUUUAGUCAAAUUUCCUGGGGCACAUCCUCUAUGUUCUCUAACUCAGUUGUGGCUACUGCCCAUGUCCUCAGAACCUCUUCCUUGGCAGAGCAUAAAACCAUGAGGUUUCGUGAUACCUGUGGCCCUGCCCACACCCUAUCUGAGGCUCAAGGACCACCACAGCUUUCCCAGGACCUGCCAUUGCCUCUGGAAAUUGUGACACAAUGCCUGGAAAAUGAGACAUGGUUCCAUGAAAUGGAAAUGGUCCCAAGUUCUACACCAAACCAAAUGCCCCCUUGUUUCAAGAGUAGGACCUGUGGAAUAGCAUGUCCUACCAUUGAGAGAGGGACACAGACAUCACUACCAACAGAAAACCAGCCAUGGCCACAUGGACUUUAUUGGAAAGACACCAAUGGUUAUGAUAUCCAAAAACUUGAUACAGACAUUAGCAUUCCCACUGGGAAUUUCUCAAAGGGCACCAUGCAUAGGAAAGCUACCAUGCCAGCAUCCAUCCUUUCUGAGCAUUAUCAGAUGGUCCAAAACAAUGAGGAGCCACAGAAUGAAGACAAUACAACAAAUGGGGGUGAACAGCAAGGAACUCCCAGCAGAUUCCUCCUAUCCCAGAAACUGACCCAGCUUCAGGAAUGUUUCCCAGAAAAUGAUAAUCACUAUUGCAAGAACAAGACUCAACUCUCUCAGCCUGCCCAUCCAUCCAUCUUCAACUUCAAAAUAUGCAAAUGUAACAAAAUGAUGGGGUCUGUGCCCCUUGGAAUAUCCGUAAAGAAGGACAUAGCAACCUGUGACAUACAUAACAGCAUCAAAAAGGGCCUUGGCCCAAAGGGCCUAGACCUGCCUUGCACUUCAAACAGCAGCCCUGGGAAGGUGCUGAAGCCCAGGAAAAGCGCACUGAAGACAGACAAACUGUCCCACGUGAACCCUGAUGAGCAUUGUUCCUGCCUUGACUCAAACACUGAAAGGAAGCUUACAUCAAGCAUCAUGAAGCUUCCCAUGAAACGAAGAAAAAGGCCAUAUUUGCAGAUCCUUGAUGCAACAGAUUUCACCCCACCUGGAGUUCCAGCCUCAAAUCUCCACCAGUUUGUUUUUCCCUCCUCUCCCAUCUAUGAUUCCAAGGCUGCCAUGGUCCUGGAAAAUUUGCAUCACCAAGAUCCAGGGGGGACAAGGGUGGAAAGCUUAUCAGAUGCCAGGCUAGAGAGUGCUGUGUCUAUAAACUCACUUGCAGAGGUUCAGGAGACCCAAAGAACACCUUCACCUGCUGCCAGCCAUAGGGUCUCAGAGACCCAUAUAGAUCAAUGUCAGAGAUGCCUGAGUGUUCCACAACCUGCUAUCUGCUUCCAGGUAAAGCCUCCGGAGAGCAAGAAUGUCCCUGCAACUGGGACAGGAAGCCUGCAACCAAGUUCCGGCACCCAAAUGGCCAAGCUUCCACUACAAAAGAGGUUUCAGAAUAUUGAAUCAGGACACUGCUGGCUUGGCCCUGUGAUUGACCCUGAAGACAGGGUCCCACCUUUAGCAGCCAAACCAAACAAUACACUGGAGGUGAAAGAAGAGCCAACACCUUCAUGGAGGCUGAGUCUGGGAUCCAGUAACACUCACAAUGACCAAGCCAUCAGUAUCAGUCCCAGGGAAUUUGGGUCUUUAGAGACUAAGAGAAGACCAUGCCAUCUCCAAACACCUACCCCACAGCACUCACAGUAUUCAGGUCUAAUACCACAAGCAUACAGUAAGUUUGACUUGAUAUCAAAGGAGCAGCCACAACCCUGGCUUGUGAGACACGAUCCAGAUGGCCCCAGUACAUUACAUAUUGCCAAGGCCAUCUUGCCUUCACAGCACUCUCUGCCCAUCUUCCAGACCAGAUGCCAAAACCCCAAGACCUCCCAGGGUUUAUGCAAUGUCUUCAGGAGGAGACAUGAGAGGGUCUAUACUCAAGAGAACAGUGUCCCAAAGGAUGAGAUCAAAGUGGAGAAUGUGAAGGGGGUUGAUCCACGUGAAGAGAGGGAGGGAACUCUAAGAUCUAGAGCCAUAGGUCAGAGAGAAAGGCUUGAGAGACUAAGGCAUUCUAUCCGGAGCUACACACAGCUCAAGGCUGCAGAAAAGACUUGGAUAACAGAAAAAGGAGAGGCUACUUCUCAAAACCCCUGGAAGAACAUCACAAGGAAUGCUUUACAAGAACGAAACCUCAGCACAGAGCACACCCGACAAGGGGAAUCAUUAAAGAAUGAUCAGCCCCCACUACCUGCUGAGCAUACAAAGAAAGUCCCAACAAGGAAAUCUAAAAUCUACAGUAUGAUAGCAGAACUGCAUUCCCUUGUGGAUAUACUGUUCCAGAUCUUGGAGAACACUGGAGGAGACCCAUCAAAGUUUCAAGGGUGUGAAGUGGAAUCAUUGACAUCCCACCUGCGUGGCUCAUCCCAAUCAUGUGAGAGUUUGUAUGACACAAACUAUAGCAGACCAGCAAGCAGGAGGAUCUGUGGCCAUGCCAGCCCUGAGAUGCAUAAUUAUCCCUUCACAUAUAAAGGAAUUGGAGACAAACUGCAGUCAGGGACUGAAUACCAGAGAGCAUGUGACCAACAUGUGAACCAAGAAAAGAGAGGGAUGUGCUUUGACCAGCUCCACAUGCCCACGGGGAAAGAAAUUCGAUGUGGACACAUUAGAAUUGGACCCAUGCAGGAGCCAGCUCCUGCUGACCAGAGAGCCUCUGGCUCAGGUAGAACAAGGAUUGUAAUGGGCCACUGUGCACAUAGAAGUCCUGAGGGGCACAAGUAUUCAUUCAGAUACAGAAAAAUUGGAGAAACACAGGAGCCAGGUGUUGACCAUAAAGCCUUUGACCCACAUCAAAGCAGAAAGAAAACCAUGGGCUGUGGCUGCUUUCUGAGUCCCAAAGAGAACCAUCCAAUCAAGCACAGGGGAACUGACUGCUCCGCUUUAGUUCCUACCCAGCGAGACUCUGACCCCAGGUAGACCUUACCAGAAUAGGUCAAGGAGCAGGUGGCUCAGGCCAUCCAUGCCUUCCCACACCAGGAUCUUCUAGAAGAUGUCCCAUCUGCCCAGCCAUUGUUUCCCCCAUGCCUCCUGAUAAUAAACUUCGUUUUGUCCUUGCA
This is a messenger RNA of Mus musculus (house mouse), 3275 nucleotides long. Its product is annotated as predicted gene 8674. The transcript has a single exon. Lineage: Eukaryota; Metazoa; Chordata; Mammalia; Rodentia; Muridae. The coding region runs from base 112 to 3135 and encodes 1007 amino acids. The record is from RefSeq and is a predicted model, not a curated record.